Molecule: messenger RNA, 3036 nt
Organism: Aedes aegypti (yellow fever mosquito)
Lineage: Eukaryota; Metazoa; Arthropoda; Insecta; Diptera; Culicidae
Gene: flw
Product: serine/threonine-protein phosphatase PP1-beta catalytic subunit
Exons: 9
Coding region: 780-1853 (357 amino acids)
Cellular component (GO): nucleus; cytoplasm
Molecular function (GO): protein serine/threonine phosphatase activity
Source: RefSeq, a predicted model, not a curated record
AGUAGCCAUCCUCUACAUGUGCGAGAAGAAAAUGAAAAUUUGCCUCUUUUAUUGCGUAUCAUCGCCGCAAACUAGAUGAUGUUCUGUGUGUGAGAAGCGAGCUGCACGUUUUUUUUUUUCGUGCGAAGUCGGAGAACAAAAAAUAGUGCUCCCGAUUAUUCAUCAUUCUCGGAUUUGGAUCUCGGAAGUCGAAGCAGGCGGUGACGAUCGGUGUUGAUCUAGAUAUUUUUUCAUCAUCGUGGAUCGGGGUAGGCUUUUGGUGGAGGAAUCUGAUCCCAGCUGAAAAAAGGCUCGAAGCUUCGAUCGAAUCGGAACUAUAUCGGAGGACGGACGGACCGACGAAUGAGCGGCCAGCGGGUUCUGUAGUUCUGUGAAGUGAAUUCGUGCGUGAUCAUUCGCGGGUGUGCCCAAAGAGAGUGGGAGAGAGCGAGAAGAUUUUCACAGGCGAAGAAUAUUCCCAAAUUCGGGGUGAAAUAGUGAAAAGUGAGUGCUGCGUUGGAGGUGUCGCGUUGGAUUGACGUCACACUGACUGUGAAGAAAAACAGAAAAUUCCAACAGUGCUUCCAGAGCGGAACUAAUCUAUUCUUGACGAUCACCCGACUCGACCGACCGACGAUCGCCGAGUUCUGCUGAUCCAGUUACUACUGCACGGUACCGGCGCUAGCUACUUAUUAGCAACAGAGCGAGUCAGCUCGCUUUUUUAGUGAGUGGCAACCGACCAGCGGAACGAACCAGAGAAAGAAAAACAAGGCCGAACUCUUACAACAAGAGAAGCAACAAUGUCCGACUACGAUCUCGACGUGGAUAAUCUGAUACAGCGGCUGCUGGAAGCACACAAACUGCAACAGCAACAGACACAGGAAACUAGGAAAAAAGGGAAACUGAAAGACAUAUUCUCGUCAGAUAAGGUGCGAGGAUGUCGACCGGGCAAGGCGGUACCCAUGUCAGAGGAAGAAAUUCGUGGACUAUGCCUAAAAUCGCGAGAAAUUUUCCUACAGCAACCGAUCCUGCUUGAGCUGGAGGCAGCCCUUAAAAUUUGCGGUGACAUCCACGGUCAGUACACAGAUCUGCUGCGGCUGUUCGAGUACGGAGGAUUCCCCCCGGAGGCCAACUACCUGUUCCUGGGCGACUACGUGGACCGAGGCAAACAGUCGCUGGAGACGAUCUGCCUGCUGUUGGCCUACAAAAUCAAAUACCCAGAGAACUUUUUCCUGCUGCGGGGCAAUCAUGAGUGUGCCAGUAUUAAUAGGAUAUACGGAUUUUACGACGAAUGCAAACGGAGGUACAACGUCAAGCUGUGGAAAACCUUCACCGACUGCUUCAACUGCUUACCGAUUGCGGCCAUUAUUGACGAGAAGAUCUUCUGCUGUCACGGCGGGCUCAGUCCGGAUUUGAAUCAUAUGGAACAGAUCAGAAGAAUCAUGAGGCCAACCGACGUACCCGACACUGGACUGCUAUGCGAUCUACUGUGGAGUGACCCAGAUAAAGAUGUUAAGGGCUGGGGCGAAAACGAUCGCGGCGUGAGCUUCACCUUCGGCGUCGACGUGGUUUCCAAGUUCUUGAGUAUGCACGAUCUGGACCUGAUCUGCCGGGCGCACCAGGUCGUCGAGGACGGGUACGAGUUCUUCGCCAAACGCUCGCUGGUCACGCUCUUCUCCGCUCCCAACUACUGCGGAGAGUUCGACAACGCCGGUGGCAUGAUGUCGGUCGACGAGAAUCUAAUGUGUUCAUUUCAGAUUUUGAAACCAUCGGAGAAGAAGGCCAAGUACCAGUACUCGGGCACGAACGCGCAGCGACCGCAGACGCCGCAGCGGAACCAGAAUCAACCGCUGCCGCCGAGCAAACGGAAAUAAUAAUUUCUCUCUCUUCUGAAUCGCUAUCUGACCCGACGGCGCGGCGGCGGCGGUGGUGGUGGCGGCGGAAGCAGCAGGAAACAGAAAUCAUCAUCAUCAUCUUCAGCAGCACCAACAGCAGCAGGAUCAUCUGAUCCGGCCACCCCUUCCGCUCCACCACCACCUUCAUCAUCAUCAUCAACCGCAGCAGCAGCAGCAUCUUCAUCAUCAUCAUUGGGGGCCGUCCCCGUUGGCGCCGGGGCAGGUUUGUCCGAUUCACUCUCCAGUAGCAGCAGCAGUAGUAGCGCCCUAGAAAACCAAAAUCACCACCACCACCAUCAUCAACAGCACUCGAUGGCCGUUUCCUCUCGACGACCGUCGUCCACUUCCUCCCAAUCGCCAUACGCCUCCAGUGAGUAUCACCAACCGGUAAGGCAUGUCCACUACAACAACGGCGGUGUCCACGACGAAGACGAUCUGGGGGACGAGGAAGAGGAGGAAGAACUGAUUGUAACCAUACCGCCCCCUCCUCCCCCUCCCGCUCAGGUAAUGGCCAUGCAGCAGCAGUUGCACUCGCUGCGGCUCCACUCACCCACAGAACCGACGAUGCCAUUGCCGAGGGCCGUAACCGUACAAAUAGCCGUUCCUCCGCCGACUCCCCCGUUGCCAUCUAGUUCUAGUUCUUCCUCCGGAUCGCCGUGGGUUCCGCUAAAAUCUUCAUCGUCUUCAUCAACAUCUUCAACAGCAAUGCAUCCGAACAGUAGUAUCCUGGGAUCCUCACCAGCAUCAUCGACAGCACCGGUCGGUGGACAUCAAUCAUCAUCAACGUCAUCGUCAGUAACGUUUUCCACCUUUCGGAGGGUUCAUUGAGAAAUCUUUUUCUACUUUAUUUCUUUUAGAGCAGCCAAAUUUCUUGAUUCAAAAUUUGCAGUAGGUACCGGAUUCCGUUGAUUAGCAGUUUGGGAAGGUAGUAGCUUCGGAAGGAAGCUUUCAAUUGCACCUGAGCGUUAGUGGCAUUUAGUUUUACGAUUAUCUUUUGUAGUUUUGAUUUUUUAUAACUCUAGGAUCUGUUUUUUUCAGUUUGGCCAGGUUACAAAAAACUAAAUCUUAAAACGUUGGGCUGAAGCCAGAGAAAGAUAUGAAAUUUUACAAGGAAGAGAGAUAUUUGAGAUCAUAAAUACACAGCAUAUGGACAGUGAAAAAA